Rodentolepis nana is the source of this 888-nucleotide messenger RNA. The record is from the annotation of a GenBank genome assembly. Lineage: Eukaryota; Metazoa; Platyhelminthes; Cestoda; Cyclophyllidea; Hymenolepididae.
AUGCCCGAUAAGGUUUUCGCUCGUCGAGGUGCUAUUCGGCAAAAAAAUGUCGUUAUUGUGAAGGAGCAUUCAUUUAUCAAUCGUUAUUUUAGGCAACCAACAUGGUGUGGUCAUUGCAAAGAUUUUAUUUGGGGUGUCUUGGGAAAGCAGGGAUAUCAGUGCAAUGUUUGCCUAUUUAGUGUGCAUAAACGAUGUACGGAAUUUGUCACGUUUAGUUGUCCCGGUUUGGAUAAAGGCCCAGAUUCAGAUUUUCAAAAUUAUCAUAAAUUCCAAAUUCAUACCUUUGGUAGUCCUACCGUCUGUGAUCAUUGUGGCUCAUUAUUACAUGGUUUGGUUCACCAGGGAAUGAAAUGCGAGAAAUGUGAUAUGAAUGUUCAUAUUAAAUGCAAAGCGAUGGUUCCUGGACUUUGUGGCGUUGAUCACACUGAACGUCGUGGCCGAAUACACUUGCAAGCCUAUCACCAAGGUGCCUAUCUUGAGGUUAAAAUUUUGGCUGCCAAAAAUCUGACUCCAAUGGACCCGAAUGGCUUGGCCGAUCCCUAUGUGAAAAUUAAACUUAAUCCAGCCGACGACAACCAGAAGGUUAAAUUGAAAACCAAGAUUAUCCGGUCCACCCUCAAUCCCUCGUGGAAUGAAGAAUUUCACCUGCCUCUGGAGCCAGGGGAUGUUGGGAAGCGACUGUCAGUUGAAGUGUGGGAUUGGGACCGAACUUCACGAAAUGACUUCAUGGGAUCGCUCUCUUUUGGCGUGGGAGAGUUGAAGAAGGCCCCGGCUAGCGGAUGGUACAAACUUCUUCCAGCCGAAGAGGGUGAAUUCUACGCCUGUCCUUGCAUAGAUGAAGCCGGUGCAGCUCUUAUUGAAUUAAAGAAUAAAGUCAAGCAAGACUAA